Molecule: messenger RNA, 2571 nt
Organism: Dipodomys ordii (Ord's kangaroo rat)
Lineage: Eukaryota; Metazoa; Chordata; Mammalia; Rodentia; Heteromyidae
Gene: Nmrk1
Product: nicotinamide riboside kinase 1
Exons: 9
Coding region: 221-814 (197 amino acids)
Cellular component (GO): cytoplasm
Source: RefSeq, a predicted model, not a curated record
UCCCCGUGGGAAGGAGCCUCCUCCAGGCGGCCACCCCCCUACCUGCACGGACGUCGGGGGCGGGGAGCUGGGGGCGGGACUGUGGGCCUCUCGGGUCACCUGCGGCCCUGGAGCAGCGCGGCGGCGGCGGGCACGCGCUCGGCCAGCUCAGCGCCUUUGCAGGGCAGGACUCGAACCGGCGUCCGGAAAGGUGCAGAAGACACGAUCUUCAAAGUUAAUCAUGAAAACGUUUAUCGUUGGAAUCAGUGGUGUGACAAAUGGUGGCAAGACAACACUGGCUAAGAACUUGCAGAAACACCUGCCAAACUGCAGCAUCAUAUCUCAAGAUGACUUCUUCAAGCCAGAAUCUGAGAUAGAGACAGAUAAAAAUGGUUUUUUGCAGUAUGAUGUACUCGAAGCGCUUGAUAUGGACAAAAUGAUGUCAGCCAUCUCCUGCUGGAUGACAGGCUCAGCACACACAGAGGGACCAAUGGUCCAGGAAAGGGCUGAAGAAAAUGCCAUCUUAAUCAUCGAGGGUUUCCUGAUCUUUAAUUAUAAGCCGUUCGACACCAUAUGGAAUAGAAGCUAUUUUCUGACCGUUCCGUAUGAAGAAUGCAAGAGGAGGAGGAGUACAAGAGUGUACGACCCUCCAGAUGUCCCAGGGUACUUUGAUGGCCACGUGUGGCCCAUGUACCUGAAACACAGAGGGGAAAUGGAGGCCAUCACGUGGGAAAUUGUUUACUUAGAUGGAACAAAAUCUGAAGAGGACCUUUUUUCCCAAGUAUAUGAAGAUCUAAUGAAAGAACUGGCAAUGCAGAAAGCCACAGGAAUCUAGCAAAGCUGGCCACAGGAUCCUCAGCCCUCAGCAGAGCCUGAUUUAACCCUGGACCAAGUUAGCUCCAGUGGCCUUUCCAGGGUUUCAAGUGCUGACUCUUCAGAUUUCUGGCAUCUCAUAGAGCAGCUUGGCUUACAGGCUAACUUUUCAUCCCAAAUACAUCACAUUGGUUUAGGAGUAUGGCUCAAGUGGUAAAGCUCCUGCCUAGCAAGAACAAUGGCCCUGAGUUCAAACCCUAACACCACCAAAAAAAAUUGAAAAAAAUAACACAUCAAUAAUCAUAAUUAGUAUUAUAAAAAUACAUAACUAUAUUGUCAUCAUGAUUAUAAAGUAAUAAUAGUGAAAGUGAAAUAAGGAAGGUCAAAUUCAAUUAUUAACAAAACAAUAAUCCAGAAGUAAAAGGCUACGGAGCUGCACAUUGAAUUCAGUCCUAAUUUCAAUCUAAAGUUUAAGGCAAAAUGUAAUCAUAACCUAUUCUCAAAAUAACAAAGCAGUCUAGCCAGUAGGAAGGCUCCUUUUAAAAUGGUUCGUUUUCAUCCCAUUACAAAAUGACUAGUUAUAGAAGUUCUCAUAUAAAUGCGAAAAAGAGGAAAUAAUCACCUGAGUCCUCAUCAGUAACAUUUGGUAAGAUCAGUGGCUAAUCGGCCAUGCUUAUUUCUAUUUUAAAUUAGUAUUUAAUAUUUGUGCAGCCUUACAGAAUUUAUUAUAUAAUGAAACUGCAGUGUCACUUCCAUUAGAAGGUUCGAGGCUGUCUUGUACACAGAAGUGAAAUCUAAGACUUGACAUUGAUAUUGUAAUGUGCAAGAAAGGUGUCACUUAUCAAGUAUGAAAUCAAAAAAGAAGAAAAGGUAAAAUAAAAAUUGAAUGAUCAACUGUUUAUAGUUUUCUCUAUUAGUACUUUUUGCAUUGAACUUUAAAUAUUUUUAGUUUACUCAAGUACCAUAAUAGUCAUUUUCGCAUAAGAUUUUUUUAACUAGUUCCCAAUCGUUGAAUAUUUAGUGUCGUUACAAGUAUCUUCCAUUGACAAAUACCUUUAGUAAAGAUGAGCUCAAACCAGUAUCACCAAAAUAAAUUUUAAUGAUUAUUUCUUUUUCUGUUUAUUCUUAAGGUUUACAAGAAACAGCAUGAAAAUGAAUGUAAUCAAUCCUUUCUGGGGUGAAUUAAAAACUCAAAGGACUAUAUUUCUGAACCUUAAUCAAGAUACAGUCUGUACUAUGGUACAGUGACAGCUGGUGUGUGUGUGUGUGUGUGUGUGUGUGUGUGUGUUCCUGCACACGCUUACUCACACAUAGGUUUUCCAGCAUGUUGAACAGCAAGCAUCUAUCCCAAUGGAUAGACAGAGCAGAGCUCAGGAAUGCUGAGUCAAUGCCCUGUACCAGUGAUUGUCAAAGUUUUGUGACUGCAAUCUAGAAAAGAAAUAAGUAUAUUUCACAAUCCAGCACAGAUGUAAGCCAUGUGUGUGUUUAUGUGUAUGUGUGUAUAGUUGUAUACCCAGGUGUGUACAACAUAUGUGUAUGUAUACACACACAUCAGGAACUGCAAGACAUUAAUUAUAUAUUACGUACUGAUUUUCUUCUAGUUUUAAUUUUUUUUAAUUAAUUAGUACCUCUCACCAAAUGCAGUAAUCGCAUUGCCAGGAAUAGUAGUCACACUGACUAAAUCAACAAUUCACUAUAGUACAUGUAGUUUUUGUUUUGUUAUGGUAGAGUAAUUGUUUCUUUUGUCCAUUGUAUCUCUUAUGUUGAGACUUUGCUACA